AUGGUGACCUACGGACAACAACAGCAGACAGGACAACAAACUUACAGACCUCCUCCAAGUUACGGACAACAACAGCAAUACGGACAAGGUUACGGACAACCAAAAGGCUAUGGUUCACCUGUUGAAUUUUCUCAGGGUUCCACAGAAAAAAGCACUAUUGCAGGAACAGUUUCCACUGCAGCCUCUUUCACAGCCACUAUUGGAAACUCUAUUAACUUCACAUCUACAUAUACACUAGACUCUGCUAAUGGAGCUAAUUCUUAUGUUGUUAUGAUGAGAGUAAACGAGGUGGUGUGUUCAGAUGAGAAACACUAUAGGUGCUCUGUUUUAUUUAUCAGUACUACAUUAGGUCCCAUAACUAAGACACAAGAAACAUCUCUCACAGCUAGAGUUAAAGUCAAUGUUCCAACAAUAAGGAAGUUACCAGACACUGGCGUAGACUCCCAAUAUUCUGUUGGUUCCUCUGUGACCAUGACCUGUCAAGCUGAAGGUAACCCAACCCCAGGAAUCCACACAAAUAAGACCGUUAACAGGUACCAGUGGACGUUCAAGGCCAGCCCCAAUGACAACACCACAGAGUUAUCCUCGGUGAACGGGACCCUGACUCUGACCAAUCUCCAGGAGACUGACACUGGAACGUACACCUGUACUGCUUUCAAUGGAUUCAAUGGGAAAUUCUUCAAUGCAUCUAAUAGCGUAAAGUUACACAUUG
Messenger RNA from Saccostrea cuccullata (small rock oyster), 712 nucleotides. Its product is annotated as lachesin-like. The annotation marks the transcript as partial. NCBI's taxonomy places the organism in Eukaryota, Metazoa, Mollusca, Bivalvia, Ostreida, Ostreidae. The transcript has 4 exons. The record is from RefSeq and is a predicted model, not a curated record.